AUGGCCCCAAUGGUUCAGAACUUCGACCCUGAGGAUCUCUUCUCAAGGCGUUGCAUUUGGGUGAACGGACCUGUGAUAGUAGGUGCUGGUCCUUCGGGUCUUGCAGUGGCUGCAGGCCUCAAAGACCAAGGUGUUCCAUUCAUAAUCCUUGAGAGAGCAAACUGCAUUGCCUCUCUCUGGCAAAACCGCACCUACGAUCGCCUCAAGCUUCACCUCCCCAAACAGUUCUGCCAGCUUCCAAACUUCCCUUUCCCUGAGGACUUCCCUGAGUACCCCACAAAGUUUCAGUUCAUAAGCUACCUUGAGUCCUAUGCCAACCACUUCAACAUAGCCCCACAGUUCAAUGAAACAGUGCAGUCUGCAAAGUACGAUGAGACCUUUGGCCUUUGGAGGGUCAAGACCAUCAGCAGGAGGAAAGGCCCCUCCUCAGCUGCUGAGUGUGAGGUCGAGUACAUUUGCAGGUGGCUUGUGGUUGCCACCGGCGAAAACUCAGAGAAAGUGGUGCCUGAGUUUGAAGGAGUCUAA
This is a messenger RNA of Vigna umbellata (rice bean), 525 nucleotides long. Lineage: Eukaryota; Viridiplantae; Streptophyta; Magnoliopsida; Fabales; Fabaceae. The record is from RefSeq and is a predicted model, not a curated record.